Molecule: messenger RNA, 519 nt
Organism: Actinia tenebrosa (Australian red waratah sea anemone)
Lineage: Eukaryota; Metazoa; Cnidaria; Anthozoa; Actiniaria; Actiniidae
Product: zinc finger protein 594-like
Source: RefSeq, a predicted model, not a curated record
AUGGACUGCUUGAAAUGUAAGAAGGUAUUUAGUACCAAACAAAGACUGCAAUACCAUGUUUGGCAUGGAGUUUGCACAAAGAAGCCAAUCAGUAAGGUCUGCAAUGACUGUAAUAGGGAGUUCAGCACUCUUCAGAAGCUGCAGUACCACGUCAAAAAGGGCGUUUUCCGUAGAACUACGCAGUGUAGUUACUGUGCUAAGGUCCUUAGUAGCCGCCAACGUCUUCAGACACAUAAGAAAAGACAUGAGAAGAGUUACCAAUUCUUUGCAGAGAAGUACGAUCUGGAAGGAGUGGAUUGUUACCAGUGCGGCGAUCUUAUGAGUCGUUGUGAACAUAAGGAUGAUUACCUAAGGAAUCAAAUAGACUACUUUAGGAAGCUAAGCAGGACGCUACCCCGUUUCGACGCGUUAGAAGGUGUCCCAUGGACUAACAGGGAAUAUUGGAGGCAGCAAUGUGAGAGAUGUGGAUGUGUAAGAGAGGAGGAACACAUAUUCAACUGUCUCUCAACAAAGUCUUAA